AUGUCAUCUCAUUUGUUUGAUGAGUAUUGUUUCUCCUGGAAGUGGACAACUAUUGCCGGCGUUCUGUUACUGGGUCUUGGAUCUAAGGUGCUGUUCAGACCUUCAGAUUUGAUUUCACAUAUCCUGAAUGUUUGGUUAUGCUGGAAACACCCAAUAAAGAGUACUGAGGCUGGGAGAUCCCUUCCAACGGUGCCAUAUAGAUUUCCGAACGGCCAAGGAGAUUCGGCCAAGUUUCUCUAUGGCAAGGAAAAUAGCUUAAAGUGGGAAAAGAAACAUGGACAGAUUUAUCGUAUCUGGUCGGGUAGAACUCCUGAAGUAGUAUUGACCCAGGCUGCGCACAUCCAAGAAGCCUUCAAGGAUUCAGACAAACACAUCAAAGCAGUGAACAAUAAUUCUGGCUAUUACAUGGGACAGCUUCUGGGAAAAUGCGUCGGCUUAAUCAGCGGAAACGAAUGGAAGCGUGUAAGAACAGUGUGCGAACGCCCUUUCUUCAGGCCAGUAUCCGGUUCUUAUAUCGAAUGCAUGCAGAGAAAAACCGUUUCUCACUUUGAUGAACUACGGAAGCACUCAAAACUCUCCGAAUGCAUUAUUGAUCCAGCUCAAGAUUUGAAAUACUUGCCGUUCUGGAUUGUUGCUGAAAUCAUAUAUGGGCAACUGUCUAAGGAGAUGGAGCAAGAGCUUAAAGUCAUGGCUCCAAAACGAGAAAAGCUGUUCAAGUAUGUCAUUGGUGGAGGUCUUCCGCGCUUUACCUGGUCAAAGUAUUUGCCAACAUCAGCGAAUCGAGAAUUGCAUGAGUUCCGGAGAGACUGGUUAUCCUUCAAUCGCCGUGCUCGAGAACAAGCCAUCAGACGAAGCACAAAUACUUCAUUGGUACAAAUGUACCAAGCGGUUGACAGCACUGAAAUCAGCGAAGAACAGCUCCUGCAGACAAUUGAUGAGAUGUUAUACGCCAAUCUUGACGUGACCCUGGGGGGCAUAUCUUGGAAUUUAGUAUAUCUCGCAGCUUACCCCGAAGCACAAGCGCGUUUGCGUGCUGAGAUCGGAACAAGACGGCAAGAAUCGGAGGCUGGCUUCAAUGCCUACAUAUUGGAAUCCUCAACUUACCUUGCAUCUUGCAUUUCCGAGUCAUCCCGUCUUCGUCCUCUCGCCGCAUUCUCCGUUCCACAAGCAAUUCCAACCGGUCGAUUUAUUGGUGGCUACUACUUCCCUCCGAAGACCAAUUUUGUGAUUGAUUCCCACGCUUUGAAUCAACGAAACCCGUAUUGGGGAAAGGACUCUUCAAGGUUUCGCGCUGAUCGAUUUUUCGAGCGGACCCCAGUUCAAGCUAGGUACAAUUUUUGGAGAUUUGGGUUUGGGCCUCGCCAAUGCAUGGGCAAAUAUGUGGCAGAUGUUAUGAUUAGAAUUUUGCUGAUUCAUCUUGUGGAAGGGUUUGAGUUGGGCAUAAUGGCCGAGAAUGAUGAAUGGAAGCGUGAACCAGAAGUUUGGAUAAAUCAACCUCGGAUGCAAUUGAGAUGUAUGGCAUUGAGGUCGAAAGAUAUUAUCAUGGCACAAUUCAUCCCCAAGCAGUGUGCGCCACGAAGCCCGGCUACGAUGGCAGAGUUGAUGGGCGAUGUUUCUGUUCAGAUUGCCCAUAAAACGGUCGCCAUAGCAGAACUUGGAUCUGGCUCAACAGUACUCGACAACGGCUGCGGAAAUGGCGUGGUCACCCUCGCAAUCAUUAAUGUCGGAAAACCUGGCGAUAUUACUAUUUUUGCUACCGACUUGAACCUGAAGAUGUGUGAAGUCACUGCUGCGCAAGCAGCCUUACAGGGCUGGGCUGACUCUGUCACGACUGCUAAAAUGCCUGCGGAAGCCUUAACAUUUGACGACAACUUUUUCUCGCAUAGCUUUACUAAUUUCGUUAUCCAAGCAUCCCAGGACCCUGCAAAAGUCGCAGAUAGUAUUUAUCGCACCCUCAAACCAGGCGGCACCGCGAUAGUUACUACCUGGGCGAAAGGCGCUCAUAUACCUGCAGCCUUAGCGGCGCACACUGCAACUCGAGGAGCUGAUGCAUUUCACGAAUUCAAGAAGGGAAAAGAAUGGCAGGAUCCUGCGCACUUAGAGGGGAUUCUCAAGGAGGCCAGAUUUACAUCUAUCCGCAUAGAGCAGUGCAAUAGUAUCAUGGCGAUUUCCGAUUUGAAACGAUGGUCUUUAAUCGCUUGGAGUUUCUUUGGCGGACUGGCAGAUGGAGGCUGGACACAAGCAGAUGAAGGGAAGUUUCAGCAAGCAGUAGAUACAAUCUAUACUGCCAUGUUGGAGACUGAGGGCGUUAAGACUGAUGGUAAGGGUGGAGUGAAGUUUAAGAUGGUUGCCAAUAUUGCAAUUGCCAGAAAGUAG
Lachnellula hyalina is the source of this 2376-nucleotide messenger RNA. It is a transcript of the gene aclC, whose product is annotated as Cytochrome P450 monooxygenase. The record is from RefSeq and is a predicted model, not a curated record. The transcript is spliced from 4 exons. Gene Ontology annotation, molecular function: monooxygenase activity; oxidoreductase activity, acting on paired donors, with incorporation or reduction of molecular oxygen; iron ion binding. Lineage: Eukaryota; Fungi; Ascomycota; Leotiomycetes; Helotiales; Lachnaceae. Bases 1 to 2376 code for a protein of 791 amino acids.